Molecule: messenger RNA, 2178 nt
Organism: Trichosporon asahii var. asahii CBS 2479
Lineage: Eukaryota; Fungi; Basidiomycota; Tremellomycetes; Trichosporonales; Trichosporonaceae
Product: kinase
Exons: 4
Coding region: 1-2178 (725 amino acids)
Biological process (GO): protein phosphorylation
Molecular function (GO): protein kinase activity; ATP binding
Source: RefSeq, a predicted model, not a curated record
AUGGUCGAAGCAGCCUACCUUCAGGCCGUCGCCAGACAGCCUAAAGAUGCCCGACCAGAGAAGCUGUACGAGAUGGUAGGCAAGGGUGCCUACGGUGCCGUCUACAAGGGACGUCAUCUCGCGACAGGUCAUGUCGUGGCACUCAAGAUUAUCAACCUCGACACAGAAGACGACGAUGUUAGCGACAUCCAAAAGGAGGUCUCACUGCUCCAGCAGCUCAUGUCUAGCUUUGCGUCGAACCACGGUGGGACAGUCGCCAUGCCAAACGUCAUCAAGUACUACGGCAGUCUCAUGGAAGGCCCGAAGGUGUGGAUCAUCAUGGAGUACGCGGAGGGUGGAAGCAUCAGAACAUUGCCACCCCGGAUUUUGCUGUGUGACUUCGGUGUCGCCGCUCUGCUGGCAUCGAACACGGCGAAACGUUCAACAUUCGUCGGAACGCCGUACUGGAUGGCCCCGGAGGUCGUGACGCAGGGAAGGCUGUAUGAUGUCAAGGCGGAUAUCUGGUCACUCGGUAUCACGCUCCUGGAGAUGGCGCACGGCGAGCCUCCGAUGUCGGGCCAGCCAGCUGCGCAUGCGGUCAAGAUCCUCAGCGACAAGAAGUUGCGGGCACCGAGACUCGACGGCGGGACGUGGAGCAAGGAGAUGCGCGACUUUGUCGUCGCCUGUCUGAACGAGGAGCCGUCGGACCGUCUGACGGCCGAGGAGCUCAGCAAGAUGAAGUGGAUCAAGGCGCAGAACAAGACACCGCUGACUGCGCUGAAUGAGCUCAUCGUGCGGUUCCAGCAGUGGAAGGAGCAGGGUGGGCAGAGGAUGAGUCUGGCACCUGGUGUUGGUGCCCAAAUCGAUGACGACUCGGGUACUGUUAACGGCGAUGACUGGAGCUUCUCGCCGUUCGCACUCCAAGCUCCGCCAGUACCUGAGACGCCCGGGGAAGAUACAAUAUCGUCGACAGACGACGGCGGCACAGUGCGGCAGUCGCGGAAACCGCGGCACCUGUUCAUUGUGACGAACCCCUCCAACCCCUCUGCGCCCGGAUCGGCGGCGAACACGAUCGGUAGUGGCUCAGAGGAAUCGCAGCAGGCGACCCCACUUGCGCGGCCGCUCGUGCGCCCUCCGCCGUUGCCACCCAAGGAGGGCUCUCUCACCGCCGGACCGAGUGGAUCGAACGUUCCCACCUCCCGCUCGACGCCCGACAUGCCGCACCCGGGCGCACCCGUCCACCGCGCCGGUGGCAGUGACGCUGCGGGACUUCGUGGCUUCCAGUUCCCGCUGAUGACUUCGGCGGCCGCGAAGCCGAACGUGCCGCCACCGCAGUUUCCCCGUUCUAGCAGUGCGCAGGGACAAGCUCCGACAGAAGAAGAGCUCAGCCCUCUGGGACCGCCGCCGACGCCUCCCUUCGCUCGCCCACCGAUGAUGCGUCAAGCUUCGCACUCGAUCCUCGAAGGACGAGGUGCGAGCCAAGCCCAUGCCGCCGCCCAACAACUCGCCAUGACCGCCAGCGACCUGCCGCAGAGUCCUACGAAGGCUCUCGCGGUGCCCCGCCCCGGUGGAGGCGGCAUGGGCAUGAUGCGCUCGCGCUCGAGCUCCCGCGCCGACGAGGGUGUAGGCACUAAGGGCUUGCGCGAUCUGCUCAAGCUCUCGCCGGCCGUGCCAGACAACAGCGACCUUCUUCCCCCGAGUCCGAGCAGCCACACGGCACCGAAGGCGUUCGUGCCGCUGUCUUCUCCGCUCGCUCUGCCGAGCAGCAACGAGCGCGACACUCGCCCCGACCCGCCCUGCGGCGCUCCCCCCGUUAACGCGAGCACGGUCAGUUUACCUGCCACGUUCUCGCAUGCGCCGAUGCCGAUGACGCCUGGUCUGCCCGCACCGCCGACAAACCUGCGCCCGUUAGACCUGACACGCGCGGAAGGGGCCGGCGACGCCCUCUCCGAGCUGGAGAGCACGGUAGACGACCUGCGCGCGUGGCUCGACGUUGUAGAGCGCGGACUCGAUGAUUUGCUGCACGUCGGCGUCGUCGAGGACGACGAGCGCACCCCCCUUGCAAACGAGAGGAACCAUCUCGCGUCCUCUGCCGGCAGCGCUACCAGCACAGUAUCUAGCGCGUCGACCAUUACGAAUGGUGCGGCGGCGGCGGGUACAAGCACUGCACCGGCCGGCCCGUCGCCACUUCGCUUCUAA